Labrus bergylta (ballan wrasse) is the source of this 2762-nucleotide messenger RNA. RefSeq names its product ATG13 autophagy related 13 homolog (S. cerevisiae) (gene atg13). Gene Ontology annotation, cellular component: Atg1/ULK1 kinase complex; phagophore assembly site; cytosol. Gene Ontology annotation, biological process: piecemeal microautophagy of the nucleus; autophagosome assembly; mitophagy. The record is from RefSeq and is a predicted model, not a curated record. NCBI's taxonomy places the organism in Eukaryota, Metazoa, Chordata, Actinopteri, Labriformes, Labridae.
UGCAAUCGACUAAAACACGUCGACAUGGAGAAGAUAAACAGAAAGUAGCGCAGCCGUUGUUGUCGUUGUAAAACAUCGAGAAUUGCGCGUCUUAAACACGUGAUUUCAUGUCGUCUUUUCACGAUUGAGUCGCGUUUUAUUGGAGCUGCUCUGUAAAGGGGAAAGCGGAUGCUCGUGAAAACAUGGACAGUGGCCUGAGUCCGCAGGAUAAGAAAGAUCUGGACAAGUUCAUAAAGUUCUUUGCCUUGAAGACAGUCCAGGUGAUCGUCCAGGCUCGCCUUGGAGAGAAAAUCUGCACUCGCUCAUCCUCAUCACCGACAGGAUCUGAUUGGUUUAAUUUAGCCAUCAAAGACAUCCCCGAGGUGACUCAUGAAGCCAAGAAGGCGCUGGCCGGACAACUCCCCGGCAUCGGACGCUCCAUGUGCGUCGAGAUCUCCCUGAAGACGUCGGAGGGAGACUCGAUGGAGUUGGAGACUUGGUGCCUGGAGAUGAACGAAAAGUGUGAUAAGGACAUCAAGGUGUCGUACACGGUCUACAACCGUCUGUCUGUCCUGCUGAAGUCUCUGCUCGCCAUCACCAGAGUAACACCCGCCUACAAACUGUCCAGAAAGCAGGGACAUGACUACGUCAUUUUAUACAGGAUUUACUUUGGGGAAGUCCAGCUGAGUGGACUCGGAGAAGCUUUUCAGACGGUGCGGGUCGGUGUUGUCGGCACACCCGUGGGCACAGUCACACUGUCAUGCGCGUACCGCACCAACCUGGCCUUCAUGUCCAACAGACAGUUUGAGCGGUCGGCUCCCAUCAUGGGGAUCAUCGUGGAUCACUUUGUGGAUCCUCCCUGCAGCGGCCAGCGACCUGCAAACAUGGGACAGCCCUGCAACUACAGAGCUCCAGAUGAGGACGACGGAGGACCGUUUGCAGGCGUUCAGGACUCACAGGAGGUCUGCACCACCUCCUUCUCCACCUCCCCUCCCUCUCAGUGCGUGUGCACACUGAGCCCUUCGCCCUCUAAACUGUCUAAGCCCCUCCCCCUGGACAGUCUGCAGAUUCCAUUGGCUCCUGGACUUGUCACUCACACUCUCUACGCUUCCAGGUUGUCAUACCAGCCUUCAGCUCUAGGGGGAGCUGCUGAGUUCUGUCACCCCACUGCCAAUCCAAACCAGGUGUUGCAUGCUGGGAAAGAGGGCGGGGUCGUGCUGGUUCCUGCGCAGCCUCCUCAUGCAGCUGAUGCCCACCUGACCGCAGAACAUGCCCCCAACACACCUGGCAGCAGCGGUGAUGAUGACGGUCUGUCGAACAGCGGCGAGGGACGCAGGGACGAAGUACGGAGGAGUGUUUCUCCCUCCGACCCCGUGGAGUCGCUCAACGCCUUCACGAGGAAAGUCGGAGCGUUUGUUAAUAAACCCAGCGCACAGAUCACAGCAGCCAGUCUGGAUCUUCCAUUUGCUGCGUUCGCUCCUCGAGGCCUCGACUCCGAGGACAAUGACCCCAUGGUGCAGCCUCCAGACUCUCCUCCAUGCCCCUCCCCCCUGCAGGCCAGUCUCCACUCUCAGGGCUCGGAGGGAUCAGGGCCACAGGACGACUUUGUCAUGAUCGACUUUCGUCCAGCCUUCUCUAAAGACGACUUGUUGCCGAUGGAUUUGGGAACGUUUUACCGCGAGUUUCAAAACCCUCCUCAGCUGGCGAGCCUCUCUCUGCACAUCAGCUCUCAGUCCAUGGCAGACGACCUGGACUCUCUGCCCGAGAAACUGGCCGUCUACGAGAAAAACAUUGACGAGUUUGACGCCUUCGUGGACAUGCUCCAGUAGAAGACGAGCGAGGGGUUAAUGUGAGGAAAGACUAUAUAAGAAUGAAAGGGAGAAGCAGACUGUGUCGUUGUUUGUCCUUUGAGAAUCACACAUUUCUCUCUUCCUGGCACGUUCACACCUCCUCUCUGACCAGCCUGUACAGAUCGUCCUCGCCACUGUAAAUACCCAUCAUCUUGUCGGGGAAAGUUAAGACGCUUAAAAAAAAAGGAUCACAAUCGCCCUCUGUGUGUAGUCACGAUAAGUUCAACGGUAGCUCGCCCCCUCCUGAGUAUGUGAGCUUGUUCUCUUCAUCAUGGCCUUUCUGACUCUAAAAUCAAAACAAUCCUCGGGUAUUUGUUUCAUCUUUAAAAAGCUGGUCUUUGAGAAUCACUUUCAUUUAGCCUUAACGGUGCAAAUCUAGUGUCUAGCACAUUAAAAACCGACAGUCUUGCAUCAUCAUUCGAGGGUUCACUGCCUUGCUUGAAGAAAACUGACUCAUUUUACCCACGCCAGGUGUCUCCCAGCAGGUCUGGGGAGUCAAAUUGCCAACUUAAAAACCCCCCAAAAAUGGAUUUCACAUGAACUGAAUGCUUUCUUUGUGUGUACAGAGGAGAUAGUUCCAUUCUUAAAUACAAGCCAGUUUGUAUAUCACUCUUAGCGAAAACUAACGCAACAGCCCUGCAAGAAAUACUAAGACAACUUAACGCUAAUUCAAGAGAAGAUUUCCUGCAGGGUUUGUCGUGUUAGCCUGUUAGUUUUAGCCUCCUAGACGACUGCUAACCGAGUGUGCUAACUGUACCACAUGCUUGAGUAUAUUUAGGUUUUUUUUGUUGAACUCGUUUUUGCAGCCGUCUCCAGAAGGAACCACGUCAUCCUCCACGACUGUUUGGUUGAGAGCUUUAAUUUAAAUGUUUCUUUGCUGUUGUUGGUCUUAAUGUCCUGAUAAAUAAAGCAUGGCUGCUCUGUUCAAACUGA